Messenger RNA from Mauremys mutica (yellowpond turtle), 789 nucleotides. RefSeq names its product cyclic nucleotide-gated cation channel beta-1-like. The record is from RefSeq and is a predicted model, not a curated record. NCBI's taxonomy places the organism in Eukaryota, Metazoa, Chordata, Testudines, Geoemydidae. The transcript has 3 exons. The coding region runs from base 1 to 789 and encodes 262 amino acids.
AUGGAUGUGCUGAGAAGGUAUCUCAGGAGGAAGGCUCCACAGGUGGCCCCGGAGCCAGAGGGGGGCAGCUGCCAGCGUCCCCAGACAGAGAGCUGCCCCUCUAUCCGCAUGGCAUGGGAAGCAGGCCCCGGCCACCCCAGGAGAUGGUCCUGCUCGGCCUUGCUCACCAGGAGGAAACCAGCCCCCAGGGCUGGUGCCGAGCAGAGAGAGACAACAUCCAGGCCGAGAUGGAGGUGGCCCAAGUUCAAUCUGGGCAGGCAGGACUCAGCCCACGGGAGGAGCCAGGCAACGCAGCUCUGGGUUUGCUUCUGCUGGAAGACCUGCCCUCAUCCCAGCUGCGUGGGCCGGCAGGAGGCAUCCCCAGGGCAGGAGCUGGGGGAUCACUGCCUCAGCUGCUUAACUGGUGCUGGAGAGGAGAGCAGCCACUCUCUGGAGGUUCCCUGCAACACGGAGGCUGAGUGGUCCUCCAGUGCAGAGACCCCCACGGACCAGUCAGAGAAGGACUUUGCCCCUGAGGAAAAGACAGAGGAGGAUGAAGACCCUGACACAGAAAGAGAGGAAGAUCUAGAGACAGAGGAGGAGGAGAAUCAGGAAGAGCAAGUCCUGAUUAAGGAGAAAGAGGAAGACCUGGCCAUGGAGAAGGACCAGGCCACAGAGGAGGACAAGGAGGAUCUGGGUCAGGAGGAGGAGAAGGGAGAAGACCUGGCAAUGGAGGAGAAUGAGGCUGUGGCCAUGCAGGGGGAAGAAGAAGAGGCAGAAGAAGAGGUAGAGGAGCUGACUAUAGACUAG